GUCUCGCUGGCCGCGCGCUCUGCUGCCCCCUGCGGGCGGGGCGGGGAGCGGCCCGAGGGCGGUAACAGCGGGAGCCGCGUGCUGGAGGGGGCGCAGCGGGGAGCGGGCGGGGCCUGCACCCCAUGAGGGGCCACCAAGCGCCCGCGGAGCGAAGCGUGGGCUCAGAUCCCGCGAUGGUGGCAUUGCUGCUCCGUUACCACAGCAACACGGCCUGCAGGGGGCCCACGGGGGGACAGGCCUCAUCCGUCUGUCCCCUGUCCCGCUGUCUGUCCAUCCUCAGCCUUCUCGAAGUGCUGGUGGCCGUGUGGCCAAGCUCCAAAGGGCGUCGAGGCCUUCCCUACCGUGUGUGGGCAACAGUCAUUGAUGCCCAGGUUGCCCCUGGCCUGUGGCCACCAGCUCGUCUUUCUGUCCAUCAAGAACUGCUUUAAUUACCCCGGGCCCGGAGUCUCCCCGCUGCCGGAUCCGGUUCCCAUCAAUGAUUCAUGCCCCACUGUGGGUGGGGGUUCCUCGGGAGCUGGGCUGGGACCGGGGGGAUUUUCCAACCUUUCCAGCAUUAAAUCGGUGCGGACGGUCCCGGUGGUGGUUGGAGGUGCGCAGAGUGUCCCCGUGGGGGACCAACGCCACUGCCUGCAGAGCUCCGCUGUCCCCAUGGGUGUCCUGAGCUGCAUGAAGUACCUGAUGUUCAUCUUCAACGUGCUGGUGUUUGCCGGGGGGACCUGCCUGGUGGGCGUGGGGGUCUGGGUGGCUGUGGACCCGGCUGGUUUCCAGGACAUCGUGGCUGCCAAGCCUGUGCUGAGUGUGGGUGCCUACCUGCUGCUGGCUGUGGGCAUCGCCCUCUCGCUGCUGGGCUUCCUGGGGUGCUGCGGGGCACUGCGCCGGAGCCGCCUGCUGCUGCUGGUGUUCUUCAUCCUCGUGAGCCUUGUCUUUGUCACACAGCUCGUUGGGGCUGCGCUCUUCCUGGUGCACUGGAAGCAGAUCCGGCCAGAGCUCUUCCUGUCAGAGCUGCGAAGGAACUACUGCGGGGAUGAGGGUGCUGAGGUCUUCUCCGUGGCAUGGAAUACCCUCAUGGUGACGUUCUCCUGUUGUGGCGUUUUAGGGCCUGAAGACUUUGGGAACGGCUCCCGCUUCCAGGAGCUGCACCCAGGGACUCCCUGGCCGCGGGCAUGCUGUGCCCGGAACGGGCUCCUGCAGACAGGAGAGCUGCUGGGCUGGGAGCAGUGCCAGGAGAGGAGCCCUGGCUACAUCCACGAGCAGGGCUGCUUCCCCACCUUCGGCAGGACCUUGCAGAAGUACAUCUCUGUCCCUGGGACGUGCAGCUUGGCUGUGCUGGGCAUCGAGGUACUGAGCAGAGCUGGAGGGGACAAGGCAGGCGAUCUUUGCCAUGUUCUUUGCCUUCUGCCUUUACUACAACUUUGACUGAGCACAAUUGCUGGGAGCAGCUCUCCAGGCCGCUGGCAGCGCAGCAGAGUCAAGCCAAACACUUUGGAAGCAGCAGCAGGCAAGGAUGCUCUGUUUUCUUGUGUAUCUUAGCCCAGCUGUAUAGCUCAGUAGCCUUGUUGAGUCCUGUGUCUGCUCCAGCGGGUGGAUAAGGAUGAGCUGGCUCGCUUCUCCUGGAGCAGGGACAGGGCCCAGGUUCAGUUCUUUAGAACUGGAGACAAGGAGGCCGAGCAUCAGACUUGCUCCUGCUGCAAUCUGCCAGGAAAAUAGCUGUGACGACACAGAGUCCUGCCCCCUAAAAUCUUCUGACCUGCUCUACCACCAGGGCCAGGAUAUCCACAUCCUCCCCUCAGUCUGACUGCCCUGUUCCACCAUUCCUCACACCCCCCCUCCUGCACUGCCCUCCCACACCUCUGGGCCCCUUUUGUCCUUUCCCAGCCCUUCCCUCUCUGCUGGUGCUUUUCACUGUCCAGCUCCUGGAGAUGCAACCCAGCUGCAUUCAAUGGCGCAACCUGCAAAUGGAAUGUAAGAACUGGCUCUCUGGAAGCUUUACAAGCCUUUGCUUCAGGAUCUUUUGAAAACCCCAAGCAAACCAGAAAAAAAAUAAGUAAAUUAAACUUUAUUUAUGUAACU
Numida meleagris (helmeted guineafowl) is the source of this 2070-nucleotide messenger RNA. Its product is annotated as tetraspanin-18-like. Bases 364 to 1416 code for a protein of 350 amino acids. The transcript has 8 exons. The record is from RefSeq and is a predicted model, not a curated record. Gene Ontology annotation, cellular component: membrane. NCBI's taxonomy places the organism in Eukaryota, Metazoa, Chordata, Aves, Galliformes, Numididae.